Messenger RNA from Priapulus caudatus, 3764 nucleotides. RefSeq names its product sec1 family domain-containing protein 2-like. Gene Ontology annotation, biological process: DNA integration. Lineage: Eukaryota; Metazoa; Priapulida; Priapulimorpha; Priapulimorphida; Priapulidae. The record is from RefSeq and is a predicted model, not a curated record. Gene Ontology annotation, molecular function: nucleic acid binding. The transcript is spliced from 15 exons. Bases 30 to 3764 code for a protein of 1244 amino acids.
CAAAGCACAUUGUACUCAUUUUUACAAUCAUGAGUCGAUUAGCAAGCCCAGUCUCGGAAUUCAUAAACAGUACAUGGGAGACAAUCUGUGCAAAGGUGGACCGAGCAGUAGUGUUUGUUGACCGGUCAAGUGCGGAGUGCUUGCAUUGGUCUGGUGGAGUAGUGCGCUUACUGGAUGCGGGUGCGAUUAACAUCAAGGAGCUAUCAUCAUUUGAAAGUGGAGGAAAGCUGCAGGAAAAGGCCGUGUUUAUUGUAGGUCGACUGCUGCGUGAAGUCACUGCACAGGUUAUCUCUGACAUAGUGCAAUCCAGCUCCUUCAAGUGUUGCAUCGUAAUUACCCUUGCUUCUGCACAGUGGCAUGAAAAGUAUGGUGUCCAGACGCAGGAGACAUCUUUUUAUGAUAAAUUUGAGGAGAAUCUUCUAGAAUGGAUGGGGAACAUGAAUUAUACUGCUGAGGUCAUAUAUUGCCCAGUGUUCUGUGCAAGUAUUACGCCGCAAUUGUUUGUCACACCACCCUUCUCUGAGUUUUUCCCACUUUUGCCUGAAGAUGUCAGCACUAUGCAGUCUAGUGAAGGCAUGCCAUCUGGAAAGAAACCAAAUCUAAAGGAGUUUGAUAUUACCCAUCUUCACCACAACCUACAGGCUAAAAUACAGUUAUUUGUUGAAUGCUUCGACAAAUUGUUUGAAGAUCUUGCAAUACGUGAUGACUGCUAUAGCAUCGGUAGCACUAGUUCCCUCAUAGCAACAGAGCUAGCUGCAACUCCAUCGGCCAGAAAUAGGAAGAAGAUUGCGCAGAAAAGAGCAUCAAUCCUGUUCGUAGAUCGCACACUGGAUUUGGCCGGCUGUGCUGGUCACCACGGCGAUACUAUGCUGGAUCGUAUUCUGCAGAUGUUGCCACGGUUACCAGGUCAUGACAAUGAUGUUAUGGUUGAUAUGUUGCCCAUGCUUUAUACAGACAAGGUGGUAAAGCAUUGCAGGUUAGUGCCCGGUUCUCUGGCCCAUCCCAAUUCUCCCGUUACCACUGCCAUGAUGAGCAACCUGGUUGGUUGCAAACAAAAGGAGGCACUGAUGGAUCUAAAUAGACAACUAGUGGACGUGCUGCAAAGAGAGAAACUGCCGUUGCAGCUGAAAAUGGGUCGCAUCUCUGCAGAUCUACUUCAGGGGCAUCUGUGCAAGUUUAGGGGCAAUCAGCUUGCUAUUCAGCGUCACAGCGGCUUGCUUCAGGUAGCACUGGGAGCAGUACAGGCAUUGACUGAGCCAAAGAGUAGUAAGAUGGAGGAACUUCUCAGUAUAGAGAAACUAUUGAUGCAGAAUAUGGCUGACAGUGAAGGAAUUCAACCGCUAAAACAAAUGUCACGCCUGAUUACAGACAGAAAAGCCAGAAAGCUGUCUAUGGAGGACAUUGUUGUACUGUUAGUGUUUCUGUAUUCACUGAGUGAUGAAGGAUGUUUGGCAAACACAGAGGAUGAAAAGGAACUGAUUCCUCUGCUCUCUGAUGCCGUCUCGGAGGAUUAUGAUUCGUUGCCAACUUACCUGCAGGAGUUUGUUGGUGGUACCCGUGGUGGUAUAUCAGUGCUGGCUGCAAUGCAGGGCUUGUUUCAUAAGCUGGACAGCCUUCAAUCAGCUCGAAAGGGUCUAAAGCAGUACAGGUCUAUAUAUAACUCUGGUGAUGGUAUGCAGCCAGCAACCUACAGGCCAUUAAUCAAGCAAGUCCUGCUAGACAUCUUCAGUUCAGAUAAGCCAGAGCUGGUAGACGUUGAAUGCAAAUCUACAGGAAUACGCGAUUUAAUCAAGACAGGGUUUAGCUUAUUCAUGAACGUGAGCAAACCUAGACCGACGGACGCCCCCUUGUUGAUUGUGUUCAUUGUUGGAGGUGUGGCACCGUGUGAGGUGAAACUGAUUAAAGACAUUGUUGAUUCCUGCAAAAGUGGCAUACAGGUACAUUUGUUUAAUCAACUCACCCCGUUGCUUAUUCCAGAUGUUCCUAUGGCAAUUUACCAUGAAUAUAAUCAGGAGUCUAUCAAUAGGAGUAAGACAGAUUCAAAAGAUGGUCUAGGUGGAUGUAUCUUACAAGAGGAUCAUCCGAUCGCGUAUGCGUCACGCGCAUUAACCACGACACAGAAGAAUGGCUACUCGCAACUAGAGAAAGAACUCUUGGCUAUCGUAUUCGGUUGCAAACGAUUCCACGACUACGUAUACGGCAAGACAGUUCUAGUCGAAACAGAUCACAAGCCUUUAGUGUCAAUCUUCCAGAAAAAUCUCUGUCAACUCACACCGAGGGUCCAGAAAAUGAUAUUACAUCUACAACGCUACGACCUGAAAGUCACAUAUAAGCCAGGAAAAGAGUUACUCAUAGCUGAUACACUCUCUAGAGCUUACCUGAACGAACACGAUGAUUCACUAUAUGAUGAACUACUUGAUGUGAACACUAUCAGCUCACUCCCGAUGUCACAGGCGAAACUAGAACAGUUUCAGACAGCAACUCGUCAAAGUGCUAGUCUUCAGGCCCUGCGCGACAUCGUGUUAAAUGGAUGGCCAGAAUCAAAGAAUGAAUGUCCGGCAUCAGUGAAGCCAUAUUGGAGUUUCCGAGAUGAAAUCGCGUACCACGAUCAGCUGCUUUUCAAAAGUGACCGAGUAAUCGUGCCCGAAACGCUCCGAGCUGAAACUCUGAAGAAAAUACACGAGUCGCAUCAAGGCAUCGUGAGAAGCAAGCAAAGAGCCAGAGAUGUACUGUUUUGGCCUGGCAUGAGUCAACAGAUUCAAGAGACUGUAGAGAAAUGUACUGUAUGUGCCAAAUACAAAACGGACAACGCAAAAGAACCGUUAAUGCCGCACACAGUACCCGAUCGUCCGUGGUCAAAAGUAGGCGUCGACCUAUUUACAUGUAAUGGAGACGAUUAUAUAGUUGUUGUUGACUAUUACUCAAAGUUCUCUGAAGUGAUGCAACUGAGAGAUCAAACCAGUACAACAGUUAUCAACAAACUGAAAUCGGUUUUCGCAAGACAUGGCAUACCAGACACGCUAAUGUCGGAUAAUGGUCCGCAGCUGACAUCAUCAGAAUUUCUGAAAUUUGCAGCAACGUGGGACUUUCGCCAUAUCACAUCAAGUCCUCGAUUUCCACAAUCGAACGGACAAGCGGAGAAUGCAGUGAAAACCAUGAAAACGAUGAUCAAGAAAUGUCGCGAGGAAGGUAACGAUCCAUAUUUGGCAUUGCUGGAUUUGAGAAACACGCCAGUAGACAAUAUUGGUAAAUCGCCUGCACAGCUCCUCAUGAGUCGCCGGUUGAGAGCAACACUGCCUACGUCGCAUAAGUUGUUAUAUCCACACGCAGAAGACACGUCGGAUGUAGUAGCUAAACACAUCGCGCGUCAACAUGUUCAGAAGGAUUAUUUCGACCGACAUGCAGGAAAGUCACUAUUUACGUCACAACCAGGUGAUCGUGUACGGGUACAGGUGAAUGAGCACACCUGGCAACCAGCAACCGUCAAGGACCGAAGCGACAAGCCACGAUCGUAUGUUGUCGAAACCACAACAGGUAGAAAAUACAGAAGAAAUCGAAUAAAUAUUCGACCGUCAAAAGAAGCAGAAAAGCAGUUUGAACCAAAGAACAGAGCUGCUUAUGUACGGUAUGAACCCAACCGAGAUGAACCGAUUGUGCCAGACAUAGUCGAACAACCACCGUCAGAUGAGCCGCCACCGGAAGCUGGUGAAACAGUUACAAGAAGUGGUCGUGUGGUUCACAAACCAUUAAGAUAUAGAACAUAA